Rattus rattus (black rat) is the source of this 3471-nucleotide messenger RNA. It is a transcript of the gene C9H16orf96, whose product is annotated as chromosome 9 C16orf96 homolog. NCBI's taxonomy places the organism in Eukaryota, Metazoa, Chordata, Mammalia, Rodentia, Muridae. The coding region runs from base 1 to 3471 and encodes 1156 amino acids. The record is from RefSeq and is a predicted model, not a curated record. The transcript is spliced from 17 exons.
AUGAGCUUCUCUCUCACCUACACUGAGCUGGUCAACGUAGCCAUACCACAGUGUGGGGUAGUGAACUUCAAGGCCCUUCAUCUCCUGCUCCAGGGCAUCCUAGAGCACAUCCAAAUCGCUGAGAUCAAGAAAGUCCUUUCAGGGGACGAGGACUUCCUUCAAGCUUCACCUGUGAUGCUUAUACCCAGGGAAGGAGAUGCACAGCCCAUCAUCAACCCAAUGAAGAGGCUUAGCAACAUCUUUGACCACGUGGUAGACCGGAUGGAAAAGAUAGAGGUCAAACUGGCUGAGAUGCAGGGCAUACCCACGACUGCUAAGCUGUUAGAGGAUAGCCAGGGGAUCAAGCGGCCGGCUGAGGAUAUGUGGAAUAACAUCAGGAUCCAGAAGAGGAUUGAGGGCAACGAGCUAGCCACAGAAAAGUUUGCACAGACUCUGCAGGAUUUGCUCAGUGACCUUCACGUAACCAAGAGCACUGUGGAGACUGUUAAGAAGGAUAUGGACUCGGUUAAGUUUGUAUUUGAAAAGCUAAACCCACAAAAAAUGGAACUUCUCUGUGACGACUUCAAAGUACACAGCCGGAAGCUGGGUGCCCUGCAGCGGGAAGUGGUUACUCUCCAGAACAAGGUCCGUACUAUCCCCAAACCUGAGGAGAUGGUACUCUGGAGUAGCCUCCACGAGGCCAUGUUCAGAAUGGGAAAGCAUAAGCCGGAAGAGGAGGCAUCCACUGUGCGGCAGAGCGUCCCAGAGAGUCCCUUGGAGCAGCAGCCGCCUGAGGAUGGACCCAUUCCCAGAACCACCCCUAUGCACACCAUGAUGCAGUUUGGAACCACAGGGAUCCUCAAGGGGGACGAGUUCACUCGGGCUGUUGAGUUUGCUGACUCCCAGGGCAUAGAGCUGGGUCAGGCCUCUGUGUCUCAGACACACAGUCUGAGACAGGCUGUCUCUGCUGUCUCUGUCCCUGCCGGGGUCCCUGUCUCUGCCCCUGUCUCUGUCCCUGCCGGGGUCCCUGUCUCUGCCCCUGUCUCUGUCCCUGCCGGGGUCCCUGUCUCUGCCCCUGUCUCUGUCCCUGCCGGGGUCCCUGGAUUUGCAUCUGGGCCUGGUUUCAUGCCAGUCUUUGGCCCUAGACCUGGAAUGGCUCCCCCAGGUGUAUGGACCUCACCACCAAGAGCCUGGGCUAGGGGUAAUGUUUGGCCCAUGUGGGAUAUGGGGCCCUACCAGACUGGCCCAGGUCCAGUUCGCCCCAUGGGACAGAUGGCCCGGGCUCGUUUCGUCAUGGACACUGGAAUACCGUGGACUCUGCCGCAGGAGACCUACCGGCUCCCGGGUCUUGAAGAAAGAGGGGAUGAAUACGAGUACUUCCUUCCAGGCCCUCGGGAAGAGACGCCUAUGGAUGAGAUUUCCCAGGAAGAGAUCUCUGAGUAUGGGGCUCCCCAGGAAGAGAUCUCUGAGUACGGGACUCCCGAGGAAGAGAUCCCUUCGGAAGGGGCUUCCCAGGAAGAGAUGUCUACGGAAGGAGCUCCCUCGGAUGGGAUUCGCAAGGGAAGAGUUCCUCGGGAGAAGAUUUCCAAAGUAAAGGCCCCCAGGCACAGAACCCCUAAGGAGAGGGUUUCCCAUCACAGAGCCCCCAAGGAUGUGGGCUCCCAAGAAAUGGUCAUCAAAGAAGAGACUCCUGAAGUCAAAGUCCUCAAAAAGGUGAUCUACAAAGACAAAACCCAGAAGGACAAGGCCUCGGAACAACGCCAAAAGGCCCCACAGCCUGCCUUAAAGAAGCUGAGGUCUGCUAUUACCAUAGCUGUAGCAGCUGCCGCUGCAUAUGCAGCCGCAGCAAACUCAGCUGCCCAGGCAGCCAAAGAUGCUGCCAAGGCCAUCCAGGAUGUCCCUACAACCCAGAUGGCUGCCGAAGCAUCACGCGUUGCAUCCUCAGGGCCUCUAGGGGCCAUUGCAGAUUUCCUGGGUGCAGGAUUUCGCCGUGGGGCCACCAUCAACCUACCUUUCGGUGAUGAGGAGAUGGAAGAGUUUCCUGAAGAGUUUACAGCACCCUUUAACCCCUUCCCAGCCAAACCAGUCCUGUCCCAGGCUAUGAUAAAUGCCAUGUACGCUACGAGUCCUGAAGAAAAGAAAAAGGCUGUGCAGUAUUCCAUGAGCCAUAUUGCCCAGAUGCCUAUCAGACAUGACUCCCUGAAAGAAGAGUUUGCCAACCUGUCAACCAAUUUAAACCAGCGUCUAAAUUACCUAGCUAACAUGGGAAGCUCUGGUGUGCUUGGUAACACGGUAAAUGUACUGGAGGAAAAGAUUGUUAACCUCCAGAAGGCCAGGCUGCAGGAGGAAGAGCUGGAGAGAGUUUGGGGACACCAGAUAGACACAAUGAAGAGUCACUACAUGGUGCUAGACAGGGCAGUGGAAAGGCUCCAGGGUCGCAUGGACGACUUGAAGGUCCUCAAGGCGGAACUCGAAAGGCUGGAUCUGGUUAAGGCAGAUAAAACAGUCGUAGAUCUGGAGCUGAAUGAAAAAGCUGACAGGGGCAUGCUAGCGAGCAAGGCGAACCGAGUGGACCUGGAGACGGUGGCGAUGGACCUGAAUGAGAUGAUCCACAGUCUGCUUCUCAAGAUCACAAACUACGAGUCUGACUGGAAGAAGUCUCUGAAACAUCUCAGGAAGGACCUGAACACUAAGCUAGUGCAGAGCGAUCUGAAUAGCCUGAAGAAGGACAUAGAAGAGGUCUGGAAGAUAGUCAGGAAGCUUCUGCUAGAAGGCCUCCGGUUCGACCCUGACAGUGCUGCAGGCUUUAAGAAGAAAUUGUUUGAGAGGGUAAAGUGCAUCUCCUGCGACCGGCCUGUAGAGAUGAUGACUGGCCCACAGCUCAUCACCAUUCGCAACACCCACGGGCUGUCACGAGUAAGGCCAGCCAGUGCCAACAGCUAUGAGUAUCUGCAGCGACAGCUGAUGAGGGAGCAACAGCAGCAGCUGCAUUUCCAGAACUUUGGAGUCCAUGAGGAGGGCCUGGGCCUCGAGAAGGACGGGGGUGAUGGCCCCCGAAAUGAGACCAUCUUGAAGCACAAGUCACACGACCUGACAACAUUCUAUCCUUAUGGGGACCCCGAGCUGAUGGACUAUGAUACCGCCGAGGUGGACAUCCUGGGGGUAAACGGAAUUCUGUACAAAGGCCGAAUGAGCAGCCAGAUUGGGACUCGGAUGGGGGAGAAGGACCUGGCAGCUGUGAAAGUCUCGUGUCACACCGUUCAAAACCUGAUUGACCGCGUGCGCCCAGGAUCCUUACUUGCUUCAGGCUACCCGCCCUUGGGCCCCCGCACCAGCAUCAACUCCGCCACCAGUCUACACUCUGCAACCACCACGAUGGCACGGUCACCAUCCCUGCCACCAGGGCCGCAGCUACCACCACUCAUCCCAGUCUCAAGGGAUCCCCAAGAGGCCCCUGGAUCUGCCAAGCGCUUGAAAUCUCCACGGCUGUAG